This is a messenger RNA of Schizosaccharomyces japonicus yFS275, 2250 nucleotides long. RefSeq lists its product as hypothetical. Bases 821 to 1717 code for a protein of 298 amino acids. Lineage: Eukaryota; Fungi; Ascomycota; Schizosaccharomycetes; Schizosaccharomycetales; Schizosaccharomycetaceae. The record is from RefSeq and is a predicted model, not a curated record. Gene Ontology annotation, cellular component: membrane. The transcript has a single exon.
AUUCCUUUACGGCUAAAAAAAGCGACGGCAAACCCAUGUUUUUGUCUCGCUUACCUUCAGAAAGGAAACGGGAUUAGAUGAAUCUUGAUGGCUUAGAGCCGGCACCGUUGGGUUAGCACGUAUCACAGAUUUUAGCGACCAAGGUUUUUCCUUACGUAACGUGCGCUCCCAACAGCUUUUCGGUAACGGUUUUAUUGGGUAUAUUGCAUGACGUAUGCGUAUAAUAAGCUGUAGCUCCCUGGGACGCGAGACGCCCCGCGAAAAUAAUGUUUGCGUGUAAAGUUAACACUCAAUGGUUCCUCGGACUUGGUCAUGAGUCCGCGGGCUCAGACCCUUCUGUGUGUAGGCUGAAGCCGAGGAAUGCUAGACAUGGAAGGGAAUGUGCGAACGGAAGGAAUGAAUAAAUAGAGCAAUAUGCAGCGCUUAGAAAGGCAAGAACGUUUACGGACAACAAAAAGCACUGGUUUGCUCUUUGUCCCAUCAUUUCUUACCAACUUCAAAACAUUCAAGAUUUUUAUUUAUUUAUUUAUUAAAGGGUCUCCAGUGACUCAUCAAUUAGCAAGUAAUUUGCUAUUAUUUAUUUUCAAUUGAGCGCCUUUAACCGCAGGACAUUAACAGCACGGGGGAACAAUUGUUACAGUCUUCUUAAGUUUUCAUUUCAAAUUAUUGCAUCAGCUAUAUUUGAGAAAUUAUUGUCUUCCUUUUACUAAGGACAGGAUUAUCGCUGGUCGUAUUUGUCAUUGUUUCAAAACUCAUCUUUUCAUUCUGUUGAAUCUGUUUUCAUUUACUCAGAAAGCUAUAUUCUUAUCACUCUUUUAAGAUGCAGCUGUUAGACGUUUACGGAUACACUCCAACAAAAUGGCUGAACAUUGUAGCAACUAUUUGUUUUGCUGCUUGUUCGCAAGUCAAUAUUUUCCAGGUUUUUAAGUACCGAAGCGGAAUUCCUCUACUUUCAUUCGUUGCAUCGCUUGGUGAAGCUAUCGGCUGGGUCGCCCGACAAUACUCUGCUAAGCAUAUAACAAGCACGGCCAUCACUUCAUACAGUAUCCAGUAUGUUACUAUUAUGGCAUUCCCCGUUUUCUACACCGCUCAAAUGUACAUUACCUUAAAACACUUGAUUAUACAAUAUGGACCUGAAUAUGCUUUUCUUCGUCCAAGACUCUAUGGACUUGUUUUCAUUAUCUGUGACAUCAUUUCCAUGUUUAUUCAAUUUGCCGGUGGUGGAAUGGCCGGUGGUGCCAAUGGUGAUGCUCAUAAGGAAAGUGUUGGUUCGAACAUUAUGCUUUUCGGUAUUUGCUACCAGCUCGUGAUGGUGCUUGCUUUCACUGCCAGUGGUGUCGACUUUUGGUACCGGUAUAGCCAUAACAAACCUUACAGAAGUGCCGGUGGUCGUGAUAUGGAGAACCUGAAGAUGGGUCUUUCGGAAUCCAAGAGACGUGCUCUUUCUGCACAUUGUCUGUGGAUUGCGACAGUUCUUGUUAUUAUUCGUUCUAUUUACCGGGUCAUUGAGCUCGCUCAAGGUUGGAGUGGAAAGUUAAUUAAAACCGAAGCCUACCUCGGUAUCUUUGAUUUUGUUCCAAUGUUCCUUACUUCAGUCAUGUUGAUUCCUUCCGUUUGGACAAUUGUCCGCGGUGAUGAGGCCGUUUAUAGGGUUAAUGACCCCGGAAACGCAAAAUUGACUGACGUCUCUACCGAAAAACUCACCAACUACUCAUAAGAAAGAGGAUACUCUUUCAGUAAGCCACAUUCAUCUUUAAAAAACUGAGUAGACUCUUUGUAGUGAGUACAAAUUAAUAAUUGAUGGAUGUAUAAGGAAAACGGAUAAAUCGACGAGCUUUCGUCUCUCCAUCAAAGUCUUCUUCAACAUAGCUCUGUAAAUACAAAGAAGCAAGGUGUUGCACAAUGGUGCACGCUUAUUUAAGUUAAAGAUUAGGGAAACUCUGAGCCGAUACCUUAAUGAUCACAGUGACGAAAUAUUAUUUGAGUCGGUAACAGUUUUACGCUUAUAAGGCAGUGGAUCCUUGUAUAACUGAAUAAGUAAUCAAUUAAGAUUGCUACACGUUCCUUUUCAUAUAAUUAUAAUUCUUAUUACUGCCAUUGGCGGCUAAUGUGUAUAAGUAAUAGCAACUGUAAAAGUAAUUAUACUACGAAACAAAAAAAAUGACAGAAACUGCGCCUAAAGUGACCUUCCCAAUACGAAAUCGAGAGACCAAAGCUAUACGCUUUUACAUUAAAAUUGAUGCGCUCAAC